GCAGUGAAGGUCGCUGGAGUUGGUCGAGCUGCAUUCAGAGCACCUGAUGGUGGACUGGUUGUGCUGAAGGACGUGUUACUCGUACCGGGGCUGAAGGCCAAUCUGAUAUCGCUGCGCAAGCUAGGCCAGGCCGGAGUCAGCACCACCACCAAUGGAUCCAAAACAUUCAAGGGGCUGCGAGGAGAUCGUGUGUUAUGGGAUUUACACGAAAGCAGAGAUGUCUUCAGAUCCAUGUGGCAGAUCCCUGCACUGAUAUGGGAAUCAACAAAGAAGGAGUUGGUAGAAGUAAAGGCGGGUUCUGGAGUCCAGGGGGAGUGUAAUGCAGUUAGUGCUGCAGGAGUGACGGUUUCUGCAAGGUCGGGGGAGACUGAUUGGGAAACCGCACACAGGCGUCUAGGGCAUGUGGCUAUGCCAUUGCUGCAGCAACUGCAUAAGGAAGAAGCAGUAAAGGGGCUCAAGCUUUCUGGGCAACCAAAUGAUACCAAGUGCGAGACAUGUCUGCUGAGCAAGUUCACACGGUUCCCCUUUCACGGCGUAGCUGGGAAAAGCAAGGCAGCACUGGAACUGGUGCAUAUGGACCUCGUAGGACCUUUUCCAUUCCGAGGAAGUAAGGGGGAAAGGUACUUCCUGACAAUAGUUGAUGACUGGAGUCGGCUGAUGUGGGCAUACCCGUUGAAGCAGAAGGAUCAUGCUGCCUCAACAAUACGAGAUGAUUGGCUGCCGUUCGUCGAGCGACAAUCUGGGCACCCAUGCAAGAGCAUCAGAACCGACCGAGGUGGAGAGUUUCUAGGAGGAGAUCUGACUGCGUGGCUCAAGAAACAAGGCAUUGAGCAUCAGCUAACGACGUCCUAUACCCCUCAGUCAAAUGGCGUUGCUGAGAGGGCUAAUAGGACCAUCCUGGAAACAGCGCGAGCGCUGCUGAUCGAAUCAGGGCUGGGGAACUCCAUGUGGCCUCAUGCGGUGAGGCAUGCUACAGUGGCAAGGAACCGCGUACUCACAAAGGUGGCUGAUGAUAUGUGGGUGCCGCUGGAGAGGUGGCUUGGAAAGAAGCCUCCAGUGGACAUGCUUCGAGUGUUCGGAUGCAUGGCAGUGGCGCAUGUCCCUAAACCGUACAGGACAAAGCUUGGAGCAUCUGCACUGUGGUGUGUGCACCUUGGGCUUGCGGCAGAGAGCAAGGGGUGGCUACUCUGGGAGCCCUCAAAGAAUGUGCUGUUUGACAGUCGGGAUGUCAAAUUUGUGGAGAACAUCAUGUAUGGCAAGUGGGAGAAGCAGCCGGAGGCAAGGGUCACCCAGCAGCUGGAAGAGAUCACUAUGCACUUCGAUCUGUCCGAACCUGCGGACAGCGAAGUCACUGCGCCAACGGCAAGCGGUACUGAUGAAGGAAGCAAUGAGGAUAUUGCAGCUGAUGCUGAAGUCAAUGAUCCGGAGCAGCAGCAGCAAGAGGCUUCCAAAACACCAAGUCUGCCAAAGCGAAGGAAACAGAUUGGUGGGGGACAAAGGAUUGGGUGAAGGUAAAAGAAUGGGUAAAUCCAACCAUCUACCCUGCACGUACCAGAAUGGCAACGAGAAAGCUGUUGAGCUCCACAAGUGGAGGAGCCACAACUGAGCAGCAAGAACAGGCUCAAGGCGAAGAUGCAGUGCUGUUCUUGGGUGAUGACCAAGAGUCAGAUGACGAGGAGCCUGCAUACUGCUUUUACGCACCAAUACAACCUCCGAGCAUGGAUCAUGCGCUAGCCGGGCCUCAACGGGGGAAGUGGCUCGUUUCAAGAGAUGCAGAGUACAACAGCCAGAUGGAGAAUCACACAUGGGACCUGGUGUACUUGCCAAAUGGGAAGAAGGCAAUACAGUGCAAGUGGCUGGCAAAAAUCAAGACGGAUGAGAAAGGAGAGCCAUCAGUUUACAAGAGCAGGCUGGUGGCAAAGGGGUUUCAGCAGAAAGAGAAGGAAGAUUACAAAGAAGUGUUUGCCCCAACUGCUAAGUCUCCAACGCUAUGUGUGCUGCUGGCGGUAGCUGCUGUGUGCAAAUGGAAGGUGAAGCAGAUGGACAUCGUAACCGCUUUUCUGUACGGCAUUGUGGAAGAGGAGGUGUACAUGGUUCAACCACCUGGCUAUGAGGAUGGAACCGGUCGUGUCUGCAAACUUAACAAGGCCAUCUAUGGCUUGAAGCAGGCCCCGAGAUGCUGGUACAACAGGCUGGCCAGUGCACUGGAAGGGAUUGGAUUCCGUGCGAGUGCAUGCGACGAGAGCCUGUUCCUGAUGGGAGAGGGGGAGUCACUUGUGCUUCUGCUGGUGUACGUGGAUGACAUCCUGCUCUUCAGCAGCAGUGACAAGGAGAUCGAUGGGGUGCAGCGGAAGCUCACAGAGCAGUUCAAGUGCAAGUCACUUGGAGAGGCAAGGUACUACCUGGGAAUGCACAUUGAGCGGGAUACUGAACGUGGCUGGCUCAAACUGCAUCAGGGACAGUACAUCAACACCUUGGCUGAGAAGUACUCUCUGCAGGAAGAACGGGAAGUGGUCACACCUUUGCCUUCCGAGUUCAAACUCAUAAAGGCAGCUGAAGGAGAAGGAGUUGAGAGUGAAGACCAGAGGCAAUUCCAAUCCAUGGUCGGGAGCCUACUCUACGCUGCUGUGCAUACUCGGCCUGACAUCAGCUUUGCUGUGGGACAGCUGGCUCGAGUAGUGCAAAAUCCAACAGAAGAGCAGUGUGGUGCAGCGGAGAGAGUGGUGCGCUACCUCAAGUCAUACCCUACAGUGGGAGUACAGUAUUCAGCCUCUGCUCAACUCAGUCAAAAAGGAAUUGAAGUCGUCAAAGAGAAGGGGGAGCAGCUCGGAGAAGGAAAGGUGUUCCUUUCCUGUUUUGCUGAUGCCACGUGGGCUUCUGAGCAUGAGGAUUCAUCAUCAGUUGGUGGAUACAUCUGCAUGGUGGGAGGUGGGCCUGUAAGUUGGAGGUCCAAGAAGCAGUCUGAGACGGCACUAUCUUCAGUGGAAUCUGAGUACAUGGCGAUGUUUCAUGCGGCAAAAGAAAUCAUCUGGCUAAGGAGGCUCUUGAAGGAGAUCGGCCAUGAACAGACUUGUGCGACACCUCUGUUCAGUGAUAGCAAGGGAGCCAUUGCCAUGGCACGCAAUGCAGUUCUUCAUGGGUUGAACAAGCACAUGAGGAUCAAGUGGCAUUGGCUGCGGAAGGAGGUGAAGCUUGGGACACUGGAUCCGAUCUACGUGAAAACUCAGCAACAGCCAGCCGACUUCCUUACCAAGCGGCUAGCUGAAGAGCCACACUGGCGCUGUGCGAGGAUGGCGGGAAUGUCCUUGAACUAGAGACGGCGAAACAAGCCGACAGUCUGAGGGGGAGUGUGUUGGUGCAUAUUCAUUUGCACGUCAUCCUGUCGUCUGUUCGCAUCAUUUCGUUUGCAUGUGUUUUGUGUGCUACGUUGUUUGUAUGGUUUGUUGGGUUUGCAUGUCUUUGCAUGUUCAUCUUGUGCUUGUGCAGAUGUGCUUGGAUUGUGCAUGACAUCGAGCACAUUCCAACGAGCCAAGAAUUGUUGGAAUCGGAGCACAUAUGAAGAAGUUACGAAGAAAUGUUUGAUGGAUUUGUUACAACUCAUUGGAAGUCCUUGUCAGCUGCUACACCAAAGUUGGAGAGCCCUAUAACGAGGAGGGACCAGCAUGUGUGGGACUUUUGUCCCCACCUUGCAGCUGCAGCAUUUGGGGUUUGGAGGCCAACCUGGCACAGUGUGAAUUUUGUCUUGCCAGGCUGGCUGAACCUGAGGAUGGGGAGUCAAAACUUUGACUCUUGUCAUGUUCUUGACCAUGGGCCUCCAGGGUCCUUCCCUUUCAUCCUUCCCUUCCUACCCCACCUUCCAACUGUGCUUCAAUGCCUUUUCUAUCAUGCCUCUGAUCUUGUAAGCUUCAAUCAUAGUGACUCUGAGGACUGUCAACUUCUCCUAGGGCAGAUUACCCCCCAGUGCGCCAAACGCCAUAGCUCGCUCGUUAAGCUACGGAAUCGAGUGAUUCAACUUUCAGUGGAAAGCUGACGCUGCCAGCGACAACAUAUCCGAUUUUCAGAUCGUUUCACCGAUUGGAGUUUUGGAUAUAGCUAUUCGAAGGUUGCAAGUUUUCUGGGCGUCAUAACGAAGUGCUGCAGAAAUUUCCAAGGAGCCAUUGAAUCAUCUGCUUAUAGCCUUCUCUGACCAACACUGGAGGCAGAGAAGACGCCCAAGCACAAGCAUGAACCAGCAAAGGGACCAAAGGCAUGGGCUGCUCUCAAGGGUGUACACGCUCCUGCAACAGCGGUCGUGGCUGUGGUCUUGGAGCGGCAAAUGGCGGCACUUAGAAUUGACGAAGACGAACAAGUGGAGGAAGGAGUGCAGAAAUUCUUCGACUUGUUGACACGGCUCGAAGAAGCUGAGCUGAACUACAGUGACCUUCAAAAGAAG
Molecule: messenger RNA, 4432 nt
Organism: Closterium sp. NIES-67
Lineage: Eukaryota; Viridiplantae; Streptophyta; Zygnematophyceae; Desmidiales; Closteriaceae
Source: the annotation of a GenBank genome assembly